Molecule: messenger RNA, 1248 nt
Organism: Fraxinus pennsylvanica
Lineage: Eukaryota; Viridiplantae; Streptophyta; Magnoliopsida; Lamiales; Oleaceae
Source: the annotation of a GenBank genome assembly
AUGGCCACAAGGGACAAUUACUCAAAGAAACCGCUUUCCAACGCCAUUCCGCUUUCCACUUCUCGCCUCAUUCUCGCCCUCCUCUGUCUCUCAUCUCUUUUCAUCUGUUUCUCUCUCUUCAAAGCCGACAACGUACAAUCCCCUUUGCUAAACCACUCGGCGGUGUCGACGAAUAUUAACUAUAAAAAGUGCAAUUAUACGGAUGGCCGUUGGAUCUACGAUCCGACUGUCAGAUCGCCGCCGCGAUACGACCACACCUGCAAGGAGAUUUUCAAAGGAUGGAAUUGCCUUGGCAGUAACAAGUCGAACGCCCUUGAUAUUGUCAAAUGGCGCUGGAAACCCGAUGGCUGUGACCUCCCGCAGUUCGAUCCUCUUAAAUUUCUUCAAGACUUCAGAGACACCAAUAUUGGGUUUGUUGGGGAUUCUUUGAACAGGAACAUGUUUGUUUCACUUUUUUGUGCUUUAAAACGAGUGUCCAGCGAGGUGAAAAAGUGGCGUCCUGUUGGAGCUGACCGUGGCUUCACUUUUAUUAAGUACAACGUAACAAUUGCAUAUCAUAGAACAAAUCUUCUUGCUCGUUAUGGUAGGUGGACGGCUAGCAGCAUUGCUGGUGUGCUGGAAUCACUAGGUUAUAAGGACGGUUACAGAGUGGAUGUUGAUAUACCUGAAGGAACAUGGGUAGAAGCUCCAAAUUUCCAUGAUAUUCUUAUCUUCAAUACAGGACAUUGGUGGUGGGCUCCUUCAAAGUUUGACCCUGUAAAAUCACCCAUGCUUUUCUUCAAGAAAGGUAUACCCGUGGUGCCUCCAGUUCCACCUCAUGUUGGUCUUGAUAUGGUAUUAUCACACAUGAUAUCGUUUGUGGAGAAAAAGGCUCGACCAAGUGCAAUCUUAAUUUUUCGAACACAAUCUCCAAGACAUUUCGAAAGAGGUGAUUGGGACCAAGGUGGUUCCUGUCCUCGUUUACAGCCUCUUGCUCCUCAAGAAGUAGAGGAACUUUUCUCUCUGAAAAGUAAUGGAACAAAUAUGGAGGCAAGACUUGUAAAUCAGCACCUGUAUAAAGCGCUGAAAGGUUCCGGUUUUCAAAUAUUGGAUAUAACACAGAUGAGUGAGUAUAGAGCUGAUGCCCAUCCAUCUGCAGCCGGUGGGAAAAAACACGACGACUGCAUGCAUUGGUGCUUACCAGGACUUACAGAUACUUGGAAUGACUUGUUUAUAGCACAACUAAACAAUUUUAAUGUUAGGAAUUAA